Molecule: messenger RNA, 1590 nt
Organism: Eurytemora carolleeae
Lineage: Eukaryota; Metazoa; Arthropoda; Copepoda; Calanoida; Temoridae
Product: E3 ubiquitin-protein ligase DIS1
Exons: 15
Coding region: 107-1072 (321 amino acids)
Biological process (GO): proteasome-mediated ubiquitin-dependent protein catabolic process; multicellular organism development
Cellular component (GO): cytoplasm
Molecular function (GO): ubiquitin protein ligase activity; zinc ion binding; ubiquitin conjugating enzyme binding
Source: RefSeq, a predicted model, not a curated record
AAUGAAAACUAUUUUACUAUUAUAAAUAAUUCAUAUAUUUUAUUUCAGAAAAUGAAGAUUGCAUAAAAUGCCCAGGUAAAAAACAAAGACCCCAGGUAUCCUUGGUAUGCCGAGGAAAGGAGGAAACAAGAUUAAGAUGAAAGAAGAAAAGACCAGUGAAGAGAUGGAUGUGGAUAAAUGUGAUAAAAAGGGAAAAACAAAAAACCCAGAAACUCCCAAGGAGGUUCCAGCAGAAGAAACGUUAAAACCUUCUAAAGAUAUUGAUCCUGGACCAACACUCAUAGAUGCAGAAACUCUUAAGGAUUUGCUGGAGUGCCCGGUAUGCUUACGUGUACCUAGAGAAACACCAAUAUAUCAGUGUGCUAGAGGACAUGUUGUAUGUGGAGAAUGUAAACCUAAAGUUACAACCUGCCCACAGUGUAGAGAAGUUUUAGGCAAUAUCAGAUCUCUUGUAUCUGAGAAGGUUCUAGAGAAACUACCCGCCAGCUGUAAAUAUUCAGAUCAUGGUUGUCAGAUUGAAGUGAUGCGAUAUUUGUUGCCAGCACAUGAAUCUCAGUGUAAAUAUAGAAUAGUAAGUUGUGUGGAUUUGGCGUGUCAGCAACGUGUCAGUUUGUCCUGUAUGCUAAACCAUCUAGAUUCCGAUCAUGAAACAGAAGAUUUUGUCAGAGUUGAGGGAGGGGAGUACAGUAGUCAUUUUAUAAUCAACGAAGAGGACUUUCAGAAGGAUAUUAUGUGGACCUCUGAUCAAUUGCAUUUUGAUGGAAACUAUUUCUACCGAGAAUGCUGCAGGAGUAACAAAGGAUUGUGGUAUAUCUGGGUGUAUCAGUUGGACCCGGGGGUAGAACCAUUAGACCAGUAUACUUGUAAGAUUUCCAUAAAUAGUUCUAAUGAUGAGGACAGUCUUUCUUAUACUUCCAAACCUCUGUCAUUAGAUUUAACAAAGGAGAAAGUAGCAGAGUCGGGUCGGGGUCUAGUGUUUACUGAUACAACAGCUAGAUUGUUCUGCCAGGAGAGCAAAAUAAGAUACAGUGUUGAAAUCAAGAAACGGAGAAUUACAAUAGAAGAAAUAUAAUGAAUAACUUAAAUAAAGAAUUAGAAGAACAGUAGUGCACAAAAGAAAAGACCAACGAGGGUGAAAAAUAAUAUUAAAGGGACUGUAAUCGUUAUUUCAAGUGAUCCUCCCAAUUUAAAAACGGCAUUAACGAUUCACAACGGUACCCUUUGACAGUUAUCGAUUUUAAGAUAAAAAAACUGUCAAAGGUUUGAAGGGAAUAGUUGUGAAGAGAGUGAACAGUUGAAAUUACGUUAACAGUCCCUUCAACCUGGAAAUGGAUGUAGAAGAGUUAAAGAAAUAAAAUCUAAUAUUUAUACAGCGUCGCCAGGCCCGUAGAUAGGAAUGUUGUGUCACAUUUAAGAUUAGAUUUAUAAGUAGGGUGCGCGCCACAAGCGAAUUUUUUUUUACCUGAAAAAACCUUUUUUUGUAUGAUUCCUCCUUUCCUUUAAUUUACUGUACAUGUGAUAUAAAUAUAUAAUAAUAAUAUAUAUAAAUCUCUAACGCUGCAUGGAAUAAAUGUACUUCAAAAUUUGGCA